Molecule: messenger RNA, 231 nt
Organism: Suillus subaureus
Lineage: Eukaryota; Fungi; Basidiomycota; Agaricomycetes; Boletales; Suillaceae
Exons: 1
Coding region: 1-231 (76 amino acids)
Source: RefSeq, a predicted model, not a curated record
AUGGUCAGUACAACAUCUACGACAUCCAUUCCAUGUAUUUACCCAAAGAUAGGCUGUUUUGCGCAUUAUAUCAAUUGCCACCAACACAAUGUGAACUUGAACCACUACCAGAAGGCUGGCGAGUGGCUGACAACCUUUGAUUCCUUUUCAUCAGUCAUGUAUACAGAUGGGGACUUCGCGCUGCAUACAUACUUGUCAUAUUUCCUAGUCCCUUUCCAUCUGCUAUUCUGA